Messenger RNA from Armigeres subalbatus, 2331 nucleotides. RefSeq lists its product as uncharacterized. The record is from RefSeq and is a predicted model, not a curated record. Gene Ontology annotation, biological process: DNA integration. NCBI's taxonomy places the organism in Eukaryota, Metazoa, Arthropoda, Insecta, Diptera, Culicidae. The coding region runs from base 1 to 2331 and encodes 776 amino acids. Gene Ontology annotation, molecular function: nucleic acid binding. The transcript is spliced from 7 exons.
AUGCGUCGUCUUGGCGGAAAAGGGUGCACUGAUAGUGUGCUGAUGAAUUUGUGGUUACGUGCUUUGCCAACCACAGUGCGCUCCAUCAUCGCCGCCAUACCUACGGCCACCUUGGACGAACAGGCGAAGGUAGCCGACAAAAUCAUGGAAGCCCCUAGGAACGAGAUUUCGGCAGUCCAAUCGACCAGCAUUCCGCAGCAUAUUGAUUUGGAGCAACGUAUCGAGGCGUUAACACAUCGAUUGGAACAAGCUCUUUCCGGAAAUUUCCAGCACCGUCAGCGACCUCGGAAUCGUUCGUACAGCCGAUCCUCUGGGCGCCGAAGAUCAUCGACGCCAUCGCAGCCGAAGAACCGCCGAUGGAUCUACUUCCUCAAGCACUAUGACUUGCUAGUGGAUCUGCGGAAUGGCAAGCUUGUAGAUAAUACCACGCGACUAGAAUCAACACCAUCAGAGCGGAUGCCGAAUCUAGCACCAUUACCACCUUCGACACUCCCGAUAGACAAAUUGAACGAAGCGAAAGCUGAAUUCAAAUUCUUGAUGGAGCAAGGAAUAUGUCAACCCUCCAAAAGCUGCUGGGCCAGCCCAGUACACAUGGUGUGCAAAGGGAAUGGAAAGUGGAGACCGUGCGGUGAUAAUCGGGCUUUAAACGCAAUAACAGUACCAGACCGUUAUCCCAUUCCGCACAUCCAGGACUUUUCCACCAUCCUACACGGAAAGAAGAUAUUUUCGUGCAUUGAUCUUCAACGCGCCUAUCAUCAGAUUCCUGUCGCGCCAGAGGACAUCCCGAAGACACCUACGGAACGCUGGACAAACAAAUUUGAAAUUCUUGGUGACCUAGGGUUUGUAUUUCCGUAUGUGGACGACUUCAUCAUCGCUUCAGUGGACGAACAAGAACACAAAGCUCAUCUUUGUACAGUAUUCCAACGUUUGCGUGAAAAUGGAUUGACAAUCAAUCCCAGCAAGUGUCAGAUAGGAUUUCCAAACGUCGAAUUUGUGGGACACCUGAUAAGCGCCGACGGCAUCCGACCUACCCCAAAAAAAGUUGAAGCCGUGCUGAACUUUCCUCGGCUGACCACAGCGAAAGAACUUAAACGUUUUCUCGGCACCAUAAAUUUCUACAGAAGAUUUAUCCCGCAUGCAGCAGAACGACAGCGAAUUCUUCAAAAUAUGAUCCACGGGAAUGUGAAGAACGACCGGACACCGCUCACAUGGGACGAAUCCACCAACCAAGCCUUCCAACAAUGUAAACAAGAUCUCGGAACUGCAGCACUCCUGGCACAUCCAUCUGCUGAUGCUAAACUGGCGCUCGAACGCUCUGACCGAGCGACACCAACACAGCAACGUCAUCUUAGUUUCAUCAGUGAGUAUACAACUGACAUUCGACACGUGCCUGGAGAGGCGAACAAGGUUCCUGAUAUGCUAAGCCGCAUUACUUCGAUCACCACCACCAUUGAUUACGACCUCAUGGCGAAGCGGCAAAACGACGAUCCAGAGCUGCAGCAGUAUUUAAAAUCACCACCACAGGGAUGCGGUUUGAUACUGAAGCAGCAAUCAGACCAUUUGUUCCGAGAGAAUUCCGGGACUCAAUUGUCGCAAACCUACACUACGUUUCACACCCUGGAGUCCGAGCAACAGUUCGGCUGGCAGCCGAUCGUUUCGUGUGGCCGUCUCUCCGACGAGAUUGCAAAAAUUUGGUCACGCAUUGCAUCCCGUGUCAAAAAGCGAAAGCAUAUAGGCACAACAAAUCACCAAUACUGCAGAUCGCCACCCCAAACGAAAGAUUUGCACAUGGAUUUGAUCGAACCCUUUCCACCAGCCGAUGGAUUUGUCUACUGUCUAACACUAAUAGACAAGUUCUCUCGCUGGCCAGAGGUUAUCCCCAUCGAGAAUAUGACAGCAGCCACGGUAGCCCGAGCUUUCAUUAGUGGUUGGGUCGCACGAUUCGGAGUACCCAUCAGAGUCACUACCGACCUCGGUCGGCAAUUCGAGUCCGAUCUAUUUCGGGAACUGACGAGAGUUUUGGGAAUAACACAUCUAAAGACGACGCCAUACCAUCCGCAAGCGAACGGACAAAUCGAGAGAAUGCAUCGGCAGUUAAAAGCCGCGAUCAUGUGCCACCCCAAGUGGACAGAAUCGUUGCCGAUCGUUCUCCUCGGAUUGAGAUCAUCUCUACGAGAAGAACUGCAAGCAUCAUCAGCCGAAGUUACGUACGGAACUACGCCUCGUUUACCGGGAGUAUUCUUCUCCGAAGUUCCCACCAAGCCACUAACACCAGACUUCUAUCCGCGACAUGUAGCACGCACCCUGUCGGUCAUUGAGGAAACCGAAUAG